AUGACCAAGGCAGAUCCCAUAAGAUUUAUGUUAAACAAACCUAUACCUUAUAGUAGAAUAGCCCGGUGGAUACUAAUGCUUAGCGAGUUUGAUAUCACUGUCAUGUAUCCAAAGGCACAGAAAAGUCAGGCCUUAUCUGAUCUAUUGGCAUAUUUACCUGAUAAUGAUGAAAAUUUACUCAUGGAAGAAAUCCCUGGAGAGUUACCUGAGGGUAUGAUUUGCAAUGAGAGAACACAAGAAUGGUGGGCAAUAACAUUUGAUGGGUCGUCAACUGCUAAAGGAGGAGGUGCAGGAAUAGUAUUAACUGAUCCUGCGGGUAAGAAUCAUAUUCAAGCUUAUAAGUUAUCGUUUGACUGUACUAACAAUGAAGCUGAGUAUGAGACACUUAUUCUGGGAAUGACGGUCGCGCUAAAAGUGGAAGCCAGAAAAGUUAUGAUUAGAGGGGACUCCAAACUUGUUAUCCAGCAAGUCAAAGGGGAAUUUUCUGUGAAAGAGCCAUCAUUGGCAAUAUAUCGAACAAUGGUCCAAGAGCUAGCAAAGAAUUUUGAGGAAUGUCAAUUCGAACAUAUGCCUCGAACACAAAAUAGGUACGUCGAUGCUUUGGCUACUUGUUUGGUUUUGUGCCCUAAAUAA
Cannabis sativa is the source of this 633-nucleotide messenger RNA. RefSeq lists its product as uncharacterized. Bases 1 to 633 code for a protein of 210 amino acids. The transcript has a single exon. Lineage: Eukaryota; Viridiplantae; Streptophyta; Magnoliopsida; Rosales; Cannabaceae. The record is from RefSeq and is a predicted model, not a curated record. Gene Ontology annotation, molecular function: RNA-DNA hybrid ribonuclease activity; nucleic acid binding.